Messenger RNA from Oncorhynchus kisutch (coho salmon), 4821 nucleotides. Its product is annotated as ATP-dependent RNA helicase DDX19A. The record is from RefSeq and is a predicted model, not a curated record. Lineage: Eukaryota; Metazoa; Chordata; Actinopteri; Salmoniformes; Salmonidae. Gene Ontology annotation, molecular function: nucleic acid binding; ATP binding; RNA helicase activity. Bases 1433 to 2320 code for a protein of 295 amino acids. The transcript is spliced from 12 exons.
GUCUCAAUUUCUACACCCGGACCUUUUUACGGACGCACUGGUGAACUCCGUAGCCUAUUUCUUCACGCCAUUGUAAUAUUAGUUUAUUUUCAGACUUUGGAAACACUUUGUUAGGGUUCCUAGCUCAGUUAUCAGGUUGGUGUUGAAGCUACUGGGAACCAGGUGGUGUGAUAAGAGAACGAGACUGACAUAAUAACAGCGGACAUCAUGUCAACCGACUCCUGGGCCCAGGCUGUGGACGAGCAAGAAGCCGCGGCGGAAUCGAUUGGUAACCUACAAAUCAAAGACAAGCCGGAGGAAAAUGGUACUGCCAACGCUGCAUUGGCGACGACAGCGACGAAAACAACAACAACAACGACGUCGACAAACACAGCAGCCGCCAGCGCUACAACGCCUGCAAAGACAGGAGGAGGAGAGGGAGACAAAACAGGAGAGGAGGAUGAUAAAGAUGACAAGGCGGCACAGUCGUUAUUGAAUAAGUUGAUACGCAGUAAUCUAGUGAACACAACCAAUCAAGUAGAGGUUCUACAGAGAGAUCCCAACUCUCCGCUUUACUCUGUCAAAUCCUUCGAGGAACUACGGCUUAAACCUCAGCUGCUCCAGGGAGUGUAUGCCAUGGGCUUCAACCGACCCUCCAAAAUCCAAGAGAACGCAUUACCCAUGAUGCUCGCUGAACCCCCACAGAACCUGAUAGCCCAGUCUCAGUCAGGGACGGGGAAGACUGCUGCCUUUGUCCUGGCCAUGCUCAGUCAUGUUGAUCCCAACAACAAGUUCCCACAGGCUCUGUCUCUCCUACCUAUGAGCUAUAUAACACCUUCCUCUCUCCUCUCCCAGGCUCUGUCUCCUACCUAUGAGCUAUAUAACACCUUCCUCUCUCCUCUCCCAGGCUCUGUCUCUCCUACCUAUGAGCUAUAUAACACCUUCCUCUCUCCUCUCCCAGGCUCUGUCUCUCCUACCUAUGAGCAAUAUAACACCUUCCUCUGUCUCUCCUCUCCCAGGCUCUCUCUCCUCUCCCAGGCUCUGUCUCUCCUCUCCCAGGCUCUCUGUGUGUCUCCUACCUAUGAGCUAUAUAACUCUCUCCUCUCCCAGGCUCUCUGUGUGUCUCCUACCUAUGAGCUAUAUAACUCUCUCCUCUCCCAGGCUCUCUGUGUGUCUCCUACCUAUGAGCUAUAUAACACCUUCCUCUCUCUCCUCUCCCAGGCUCUCUGUGUGUCUCCUACCUAUGAGCUAUAUAACACCUUCCUCUCUCUCCUCUCCCAGGCUCUCUGUGUGUCUCCUACCUAUGAGCUAUAUACCACAUUCCUCUCCUCUCUCAGGCUCUCUGUGUGUCUCCUACCUAUGAGCUAUAUAACACAUUCCUCUCCUCUCCCAGGCUCUCUGUGUGUCUCCUACCUAUGAGCUGGCCCUGCAGACAGGAAAGGUCAUUGAGCAGAUGGGGAAGCAUUACUCAGAGGUCAAACUAGUUUACGCCAUCAGAGGAAACAAACUGCAGAGAGGUACCCAGCUCCAGGAGCAGGUUGUGAUAGGGACGCCAGGCACCAUGCUGGACUGGUGUCUGAAGUUCAAGUUCAUCGACCCCAAGAAGAUCAAAGUGUUUGUCCUGGACGAAGCUGACGUCAUGAUCGCUACACAGGGUCAUCAGGACCAGAGUAUACGCAUUCAGAGGAUGCUACCCAAACAGUGCCAGAUGCUGCUGUUCUCUGCCACGUUUGAGGAGACGGUGUGGAACUUUGCCCAGCGCAUCGUCCCAGACCCCAACAUCAUCAAGCUGAAACGGGAGGAGGAGACGCUGGACACCAUCAAGCAGUACUACGUCCUCUGUAACAGCAAAGAGGAGAAGUUCAUGGCCCUCUGCAACAUCUACGGAGCCAUCACCAUCGCUCAGGCCAUGAUCUUCUGUCAUACCAGGAAAACGGCGGGGUGGUUGGCAGGUGAGCUGUCCCGGGAGGGCCACCAGGUGGCGCUGCUCAGUGGGGAGAUGCAGGUGGAGCAGAGAGCUGCUGUCAUCGACCGCUUCCGAGACGGAAAAGAGAAGGUCCUGGUCACCACCAACGUCUGUGCCAGAGGUAUUGACGUGGAGCAGGUUUCCGUGGUGAUAAACUUUGACCUGCCAGUGGACAGAGACGGUAACCCGGACAACGAGACGUACCUGCAUCGGAUUGGCCGCACGGGUCGUUUUGGGAAGCGAGGAUUGGCCAUCAACAUGGUGGACAGCAGGUUCAGCAUGAACGUCCUAAACAAGAUCCAGGAUCACUUCAAUAAGAAGAUCGAGAAGCUGGACACUGACGAUCUGGAUGAGAUAGAGAAAAUCGCCGGCUGAAAAGAGUUCAGAACCACAUGACUACCCCCCCCCCACCCACCCACCCACCCCUCCUCUCGGACUGUUAUUAUAGUGUCUUUCAUUUUAAAAAUGUAGUGUUGAAGAGAAGAGCAAAGCCACAAACACAGCUAUAAUGUUUACAUGUGGUUAAAUGUCUCUCAAAUAUGUUUUUAUAAGUCUGAAACAUUCCCAUUUCACUCUUUGAACUUCUUAAUGAAUAAAGUUUAUAAUAUUAGCUAACAUUUUUUAUUUGUAUAUGUGCAUUGUAAUGCUGUCAUGGUGGUAGGCUUAGAGUGCAAUGGCUUACGGAAAAACUUGUUAAAUUAUGCCAAAUCAAAUGUUACUACUGCCACUAUCUUCCUUGUUUAUGCAGUUAUUUUGGUGGAAUGGAAACAAGCCCUCUCAUUUUAUAUAAAGAUAUUUUUGUUUAACCCAGUCCCUGAAUGAAAUCUCAAGGAGAGAAUACAGCAUAAUUAGGAAAAUAAACUUUUAAAGAUUUUAGUUAUCAUUUGUGAGUGUUUUGCAAUGAACACAAUAAUUCUGAUGAGUCGUACAAAGAGUGAAAUAGAUUUGUUUUCUGCAGUCUUUUGUUUUUAAAAAUCAUAGUUACUUUGAGAUGGUGAUGGUUAGAGGUCGGGGGUUCAUGUGAACUUGUGGCAACCUUUCUGCGUGCCACUAUAGUAGUGCAGUGUUCAAGUCACAUGACAUCCGAUUUGUUCGUUUUCAGGAUUUUCCCUCAAAAUAGCAAAAGUGGAAAUGGAGAGAACGUAACUUUUGCUACAUGUUUUGACCAAUAAAGUACAGAUAAAUUAAACUAUAUAAAUAUGUUGUAAUUUUAGACAUUCAACCAUGCAUCAUCUCAACCUCAAAUGUUAGUUUUUUUAUUGAUUAGAAAACGACACAGACCUCGAUACAUUGUUUCUUAAAUUCUCUCACAGUGGAACUGGUGUCAUUGUUAGGUAUGUUAUCGUUCAUAUCUGAUUGACCAUGUACCUGGAGACUCACCUGUCAAGAUGUUAGCUAUUGGUCUGAUGUUUAUUAACCCACACAGAUGUCCCCAUCUCUGAAUCUGGAGGGAGAAGUUUUACUUUCUGCUCACACCAUUGUGUUUUAAUUGAAAACCACAAAAAAAAAAUGUAUAUUUUGAUAGUUGUUUCAUUAGUCCAUUGAUAAUGUAGUCCCAAAAAUAUGUCAGCAAUGCAGUUUUCAAGAUGUACUUAAAUAAUACAACCGGUAUGAACCAUUUGUCAUCAUACCGGCUCUAUUUAUGUAUUUGGAUAUUUAUACAUCUUAACUUGAUUGCUGACAUGCUAAAUGUUUUAGGACUACAUCACUAAUGAAUCAAAUACCAAAAUGGAGGCUGCUUUAAUAGACAUUUAGUAAAAUGCCAUUAACUCAUUACGAUUGUGAGUGGCUGCAAAAAAAAUAUAUGGAAAAAACAACCUCGAGAUUGAAUUACCCAGCAAUGCCUUGCUCAAGUGCAUUUUCUGUAAAAAAAAUAUUGAUAUUUAUUUUCAACAAUAUUAUUGGCUCAAUAUUCUGAGUUAUGACUUGAAAUGUCAUAUUUGACAUAUGACCACCUCACCCCGAGUGUAGAAUGUGUGAUUUCAAGCAAAAUGCUUAUGUGACUAAACAUGCCUAUAAGACUCACUGUGGGACAGUUUUAACAGGCACAGAUUCAGCCUUAAACCUGUACUUUAAAAGCAUUUUCAAUUGAGAUUCUCCAUUGAGUUUUGUUUUCUAGUCCAGCAUUAGGCUUGAUUUGUGACUGAGAAACCACCCGUGUGUGUUUAUUAAGUACUGAGAUGCAUGGACAACGGGACACAAAUUAAAACACGUAUAUACAGCACUUGUUACAUUAGGCCAAAGAAAUCUGAAUGAAAAGUGUGGCUGAAUGAUUGAUUUAUAGUCACCUAAAAGCAUUCCUUACCAACUGAAAUGUUUAUACACCUAUAGCUUCUCUGCAUUAUAGUGAAUUAACAUUUAACGGGUGACUUUUCAAAACGACCUGUAUUUGGAGAACUUUUAGAGGUGUCCUUAAUAUAAUGACACAACUGUUUGAUUUGAAUGAGGCUGGAGUUCUGUUUGAGUCUAUCCUCUACAGAACCUCACUUUCUACUGUUCUGUUAACUGUUCAGAACGGUUCAAUUAACAUUUAACUGUUCAGUUCUGUUAGCUAACUGUUUGUGGGACUUCUCUUAGCAAGUCACAGUGAAUAUCUGAGUGUAUGUUAUUGAAUGGGGAAAAUGCAGCCAAUUUUUGAGAAUCACUGAUGUUAAAUUGAAUAACAUGUUAUUGUUCUUCUUGGUCAGGGAAAUGUGUAUAUAUGCAGUUAGAUUUGGACAUUUGGAUGUAUACUUAUGAGUGUUCUGAGUGCACUUUGUUUAGUUGGCCCACUAUUUACCAGUCUGUACACAACACUCCUACCAAACUGUUGUUUUGGUCUAAAAAAACAAACAAGUUUCCAAUUUCCCCAAUUAUUAAUAAAAAAGUUAAAUCAA